This is a messenger RNA of Durusdinium trenchii, 1364 nucleotides long. NCBI's taxonomy places the organism in Eukaryota, Dinophyceae, Suessiales, Symbiodiniaceae. The record is from the annotation of a GenBank genome assembly.
CUAGACCCCAGCCGUUCCCCAACCCCCGGUGCGGACUCCAAAACUCGGUCAGGUGCAGCUCUGUCAGUUUGGCAGUCUUGGUCAGGAUAUGUGCAUCUACUAGCUUCUUGUUUCUACUAUAGCCUAUAGCUUCUUGUUACUACUAGUAAGGCCCUUACCGCCCUUGCUCCUAGUAGCGAUGCACAUGUUCCUAGUAGCUUCUAAUUAAACCAGUUUUAGUCAGGAUAUGUGCAUCUCCGGCUUCAUUCGGGGCUCAAGCAGCAAAUCAUCCGCUGUUUCCCAAGCUUCAGUGUGCGCCUUGACGCGUGACCCGCCAUCCGUGGACUGUGAAUCUUCAUUCGCGCUCUCCAAUUCCUGGUUUUGCGGAUUCUGCUUUUCCCGAUUUCCUCGAUGGACUUUCGCAGCGCCCUGCGCCUUGCCCUGCUGCUCCCGGCCCUGGCGUUUCGCCACGAUCGGGAGGGCCAGGAGCGUAUUUCCGGAGUCUCCGAGUUCGGGACGACGCCUCGCCGUGGCGUGUGCAAGUUCGCGGAGGAUGGAUCACCCUUCGAUUGCAUCUAUGAAGGAGAGAAGGGCUGGCUUGAAGACCGUGAUAUGGUGAAGAAGAAGGACAUUAAGUGCUACCAGAAGCCAGGAUACCCAGAUCAACUCUUCUGCUGCUUGAAGGGCUUUAGCUAUCGGCGUUUUUGGGCACUCCAAUCAGGCCGGAAAGUCAGCAAGGAGAAUACCUGGAUGUGCUGCAGCGGCAAAUCCUCGAAGGCCAUUGAUCCGCCAAUGUACUACUGCAAGUGACCUGAUACGGACUCUGCCGUAGAGCGGCUGGUGAUUUCAGCGGUCCGCUGUCCCUGUUCACCUGCAAGGUCGCAAAAUGGAGAGUUGGCUGGGAGAAGGGAUGAGUGUAGCACAACCUCUAAGGGUCCAGGGCCAUUGUCCUUUGGCCCCAGGCAAAGACCAUUCUCUGGUUUCAAACGAACUCACCUCCAACACCCGGAGGCUUCUGGAGCCCUAUGGGAUUGUCGAAUGAUUGCCACUGCAGAUGCUAGUGUUUACAUGUGUUUUUUUGAUGUUGUUGAUGAUGGGAUUGCAUAUCACGCUACUACUAAGGGCAGGCUUGGCAUUGAAGUUCGAAUCAACAGGUACACAGAAGUUCCCAUUCAACGCACCAAAUCAUCUCAUGUUCAACUCAUCUGACGCAUCCGACCCUCCCAAAAUCCUCCAGACUCACCCGACUUCGCGGGAGUCUGGUCCGCUGGUCACGCCUCCUUCCACCGGAUGGGACGUUCACCGUCAACUGGAUGAGACGUUCACCGCCAGUGAUGACGAGGUCAUGCCUUAGGUCCCCCAUGCAGUCCACCUAUUUAACCACC